AUGGACAACAACCGCUACGUAUUCCUGCUUGGGGACCUCAUGUCCCAGGUUUCCGAGCUUCCUCUGGAGCACCGACGCACCUGGGCAGAGCUGGCCGCAAGGUGCUCGGUCUCCGACCUUUGGACCUCCACAUACUUCCAGCAGCACCUGCAGAGCCUCCUGCAAGUGUGGCCGCUAGUGUCCGAGCCGAUGGCCAGACUGCUCGCCGAGUCCUUGCUGGGUAAGGAGAGUCAGAGUCUUGGGACUGCGGUCUCGGAGCUUUCCAUUCUCGAGCGCAUGCUGCGCUUCCAGCAGGCUUGGCCAGCAGAUGCGAAGAGUUGGGAGUGGCAUGGGCCUGCUCUUGGGACCUGUGGGUGGCAGAAGCUGUCGCCUGAACACUGUUUGGCCGCGUUUAUGUUGGCUCGGACCGGCGACCACCAGGGCGCCGUGAGCGGCCUCCUGGCACGCUUUCCGCAGGAAGACGGAUUCCUGGCACAGUGCAUCUUCACAGCAGCACUGGACUGCUGUCCGGCGCACCUCCACGUAAAGAUCGUGUCCCGCCUCUGUGAGACGCUUUGCCGGGAGCUUCUGCCGGAACGGCUCUUAACCAUACCGGUCAACGAGCUGGAGAGCGAGCGUCGCCCAAUGGCCGUGGACGAGGAUGGCCGCGUGCAGCUGCGCCCUUCCAGCCCGCAGGAAAAGGAACACGUGGAGGACUUACAAGUGAUUUAG
Molecule: messenger RNA, 711 nt
Organism: Symbiodinium sp. CCMP2592
Lineage: Eukaryota; Dinophyceae; Suessiales; Symbiodiniaceae
Source: the annotation of a GenBank genome assembly